ACCGGAACCCUCCUACAAAAUCUCAAAAAGAGAGACGUCUUACCGACAAGACCCUGGAUCAGUCAUGCGGGAGAUGCGGGCCGUGCUGAAGGAUGAAACCGCCCUCCUUUCGAUGGCGGUUGAAAUAUUAGACAUGGAGGAAAGGGCGAAAAUCCAUCUCACAUUUCAGUAUAAGAUCGACUACCUCGUGGCGCUGAUGAACGCCACCUUGCUCAUCGACCCGGACAAGGAUAAGAACAGCACGGCGAAGUACGAGCUCAUUUUCAGGUGUGCCGCGGCCAUUAGCCUCAUCUCGCGGUCCCAGUGCGAGGGGGAAGACGCAGAACAGAUAGAAGCAAUGUCGGCUAUCAUGUUCCAACUGUAUGAACUCUUAAGUAUGCAGCUCUUGAAGACUGGAGAUGGACCUAUGACAAUACGACACCCGACAGCGACUAUAUACUUAAUCAGGCUGGAACCUGAAAAGUUGAACAACUUUGUCAUUGGUGCCCCGGGGAAUGACACGUACUGUCAGCUGCCUUCUCUGGCUGCGAUGGCCCCUUUCCUGGGUGAUCUGUCCAACGUCAAUGUUCAGAUGUACAGUUUUGAUUUGAACCUAUUGCGGGGAGAUUCGAAUGAGACCAUCACUGAUAAGAUUUGCAGUCUGUCCUUGAAGGAUGAAAACAAACAGGACAUCAAACUUAAGAACAUGAGUGAAACAGUUCAGAUAUUUAUGCCACGCCAGGAUGACCUUGUGAUAUACUUCAAUAACCUGACAAUCAAGAAAAACACCGUGGUCACGAGCACCUUCAACGUCACGGAACCCCUCUCUUCCGUCAUUUUCAAGAUGGAGCCCAGCAAAAACGUGACGUUUGAGAUCCUUCUGGCAUACGAUCGCACGCCCAACGCCACCGAUAACGAUCACAGCCUCAUCCUGAGCGAGACAACGGGGUACCGCUGGCUGAUCUCCCCGGAGAUACUCGGCGGGAGGGUGGGAAACUGGACCUCCCGACUCGUCCUCGUCAACUACACCGACGGGGAGGAGAGCAUGGAGCUGAGGUUCAUGUCCUUCGAGACCAAGUGCAUGUUCUGGAACAAAGCUAACCAGACGUGGAGCACCAACGGCUGUUCGGUGGGCCUGCAGUCUGAGCCUGCGCGCACGCAGUGCCUGUGUAAUCACAUGACCUUCUUCGGGAGCUCCGCGUUCGUCAUGCCCAACCAGGUGGACCUGUCCCAAACGGCCGCGCUCUUCGCCAAGGUGUCGGAGAACUACGUGGUGGUGGUCAUGCUGUCGGCCUUCUUCGGCCUGUAUCUGAUCCUGCUCGUCUGGGCCAUCUACGCAGACAAACGGGCCUUCAUCAAGAAAAAGAUGACCCUGCUGGCUGAUAACCAUCCCUGUGCUCAGUACUACUACCUGCUGAACGUGCAGACCGGGCAUCGGAGAGGAGCGGGCACCACUGCCCAGGUGGAGCUGGCCCUGGUGGGCGUGGAGGGGCAGAGCACGCGCCGGCACUUCACCGACCCCCAGAAGCCUGUGUUCGAGCGGGGCGGCGUGGACAUGUUCCUGCUGGCCACGCCCUUCCCCCUCGGGGACCUGGAGAGCAUCCGCGUGCGGCACGACAAUUCGGGGAAGAGCCCCGACUGGUACCUGAACAAGGUGACGGUGCAGGAUAUGCAGCUGCGGAAAUACUGGCACUUCCUGUGCUCGUCCUGGCUCAGCUCCAGCAAGGGCGACGGCAUCACCAAGAGGACCUUCCCCUCGGCCAAGAGCGACGAGAUCACCAGCUUCAGGAACCUGUUCCAGAGCCGGACGUCCUCAGGCUUCAGGGACGAGCACAUCUGGGUGUCGGUGGUGGACCCCCCGCGGCGCAGUCCCUUCACGCGGGCGCAGAGGGUGUCCUGCUGCAUGUGCCUGCUCCUCUGCACCAUGGCCAUCAACAUCAUGUUCUGGAACAAGCCGCAGAACCAGCAGUCGCCCGUCAUCUUCAACAUCGGCUCGCUGGAGGUCACCUGGGAGGACAUCGUGAUCGGCGUGGAGAGCGGCCUGCUCAUGUUCCCCAUCAACAUCCUCAUCAUCAGCAUCUUCCGCAGCAUCAAGCCCCGCCUCCCUCAGGCGGAGUCUGGCGAUGCCGCCCAAACCCGACACCGCGUCCCGACCAUAGACACCUUCCUCAAGGAAACCGGGGAGCUGGUGAUCAUUCUCAGCAGGAACACCAAGAACAAGGUCUCGCCUCCGGAGAAAGAAGUGGAGACGUUCAGCGACCUCUACGCGGCCCUGAGCGCGGUCCAGGAGGUCCUCCAACACAUGCCAGGUGCAGGGCAAGCGGAGGGUGAUGAUGAUGAUGAUGAUGAAGACGCACACUGGGGCCACUGCGGCCACUUCGUCCUGCACUACCUGUGCCACCUGCAGAACGUGCUGGGGCAGAUUGGGGACGGGGCCUUCUCCAGCCGAGAGGACUUCCAGUGGGUGCAGAACACCCUGUCGCUGCUGCAGAGGAAGGCGGAGACCAUGUACAGCACUCACGCGCCGCGCGGCCUGAACACGGCGCCGAAGGAGGAGAAGAAAGCGGGGUGCUGGCUGCCCUGGUGGUUCGUGUUCGUGGGCUGGUUCCUGCUGCUCUCCAUCAGCGGCAUCUCCACCUUCUUCACCCUGCUGUACGGCUUCUGGUACGGGAAGGAGUCCUCCACGCAGUGGGCCAUGUCCCUGGCCCUGUCACUCUUCCAGAGCAUCUUCAUCCUGCAGCCGCUCAAGGUGAUUGGCGUGGCCAUCUUCUUUGCCCUCAUCCUGAAGACGGUGACGGUGGAUGAAAGCGAGGAGGUGGACUUCCUGCUGAAAGAGCAACAGGAAAGAUGUGAAUCGUUUUCCCAGAUGUCACGACUCUGAGAGACUUUAUGGAAGAACGACAAUGAAGACCCACGUAUAGCCUCAAGAAGACUUUAUAAGAAUUAAUGAGAAUUUAUGGAAUUCAUGUUCCCCAAUCAUUUUAUGAUUUAUAAUGCUUUAAACAGUGGAGAAUUGAACUACCAUGUGUGAACCCAUGAUUUGCUAACUCCAGGAUCGUAGAUGGUCAAUACUAGAAUAUCUCAUGGUAUUCUGCAGAUUAAGAAAUACAUUAAACAACAAUGUUAUAAGUACUCUUAUGAUAGAUGAUGUAAAAUAUAUUAAUGUCUUUUUAUUAUUAUUGUAGAAAUUUUUCACUCUGAUAUUCAGAUCAUGAGCUUUUUGAAUAGUGUAUAUAAGGCGAUGCGUGUAAAUGCUGAUAUGGAGCAUAAUGUACUUUUGAUGUCCGCUUAUUUUCUUGUCACGAGUGCAAGAGCUUUAAGUCCUCCUGCUGUACCAGCUUCUCCGUAUCUCUGGGUAUUCAAUCUUAACAACCUGACAUUUAAGAAACGCGCAAUAUUAAAGUGCCUGUUGCAUUUCAGUGGCGAGAUAAAGCUAAAGAAUACAAAGCUACUCGACUGGAUUUGGUGUUUUGUGCUGGUGUGGUGGUUCGUUGUUGCGUUUGAAGAUCGGAGAAAACCUGCUUUGGCAGGACUACUUCCCCCCCGCAGUCAGUGUGUCAUGACAUUCUCUGCGCUUUUUAAAAAUUAAUAACGAAAACAGUCCGCAGGCAGCAAAAGCCUCACCAUUCCCUGGGGAUGCUCAGAAGCCCACAUUAACUAAAUGUUUGCAGGGAACUUUUCUGCCCUCAGAAGAACCACAGAGUUUGUCUACUUUUUUUUUCUUUUUUACUCAUAGUUGGCAAAGGCAUUUGCAUGUAUUAAACAAAGUGUGUUGUUUUUUUUCCAAAUGUGUCCCAGGCUCAGCCCUAAUGCAUAUUCCAUUGUGGAUGUGUUCACAGAGAGAGCACAAAAUAAGGGAGUGGGUUAAUGUGACUAACGAAACAAGACCAAAGGAAUGUGCAACUCACUGCUAGCCUACGACUUCUUAAAGAAAGCGACUGCAAGCCGCGAUAAAUUGUUACACUACGUUUAUUCAGCGGACGCUUUUAUCCAAAGUGCAAACCGAAGGUGAUGACAGGUCGGAGGAGAUACAAUUCGCAUAAACUAUCAGUUAUCUACAGCCAUGAACGUCAGUUCUCAUGGUUAAAUACAGCCAAUGUCAGUAGGUAUGCUGUAUCAAACUAGAAGCACGGCAUGACACAAUAUAUCUGGUAAACAAUUACAGCACCAAGAUGGACACAAAUGCAAAUGUGACAGCCCUAGAUGAGAAUACAAAGUACAACAAAA
Messenger RNA from Conger conger (European conger), 4206 nucleotides. It is a transcript of the gene pkd1l3, whose product is annotated as polycystic kidney disease 1-like 3. The record is from RefSeq and is a predicted model, not a curated record. Gene Ontology annotation, molecular function: protein binding; calcium channel activity. NCBI's taxonomy places the organism in Eukaryota, Metazoa, Chordata, Actinopteri, Anguilliformes, Congridae. The transcript is spliced from 20 exons. Gene Ontology annotation, biological process: detection of mechanical stimulus. Gene Ontology annotation, cellular component: membrane. The coding region runs from base 65 to 2860 and encodes 931 amino acids.